UGCAAAGCUGUCACUCGAUAUAGUCACGAGGCAUGGCAUGUCAUGCCGCAUUGAAUCUCUCUCACACCCUUUCCAUCCUCCCAACCUCACCAUCAUCUCGCGCUCCCCUUCGUCUCCCUCUCACCUGCCCACUAUCCCUCGACCUCACCGUCAACCCCACAGUCUUUACCAUUUGACGACGUUCUCAGGUUCCUAUCACACCUUCUUUUACUAGCUCCCAACUCAAUAUCGCCCAAUCACCCCCUUGUUCCAUCAUGCGCUUUCUCGUCGUCCUCGCCGUCAUCAUGACCCUCGCCACUACCGCCCUGUCUCUUGUCCUCCCUUUGGAAUCCGACAUGAACCCGCUCGACAUCGAUAACUAUCCUGCUGACAUCGCACCUGUCCUUCCUCGCGACUCUUCGGACCCCAACGGCCCUCACGAGAGCAUGGACCCCACGACGGGCGACGACCCUACCGGCUUCCCUGGUGACGGCCAGACGUCAGAGAAGAAGGCGCCGUCCAAGAGCAACGGGCAGCACAAGAACUCCGGUCGAGGCGGCAGGCAGAGUAACAAGAAGGGCAAUAAGAAGAGCAGCCAAGGCUCGAGGCGCAACUGCGAGGAGCAGCUCGACUAGGCGCUCUAUUGGUCACACCCCCACCUUCUCUUCAUAGACAACGAGGUUCCUCUUCAACACUAUCAUCUUCAUCACCGGCCGCCUGCGGGCCUCCGCAUCCCCUUCGAUCCUUUACGCUUGCCAAGUGCUCCUUGCGGAAUGCUCGAUGCGAUGCGAUGCGAUGCGAUUCGGCUCAAUCGGAGAGCCUGCUUGUAUAUACUUCACUUGACACCCCCUAAUCAACAGCUUUUGCUGCC
Messenger RNA from Jaminaea rosea, 850 nucleotides. RefSeq lists its product as hypothetical. Lineage: Eukaryota; Fungi; Basidiomycota; Exobasidiomycetes; Microstromatales. The coding region runs from base 255 to 614 and encodes 119 amino acids. The transcript is spliced from 2 exons. The record is from RefSeq and is a predicted model, not a curated record.